Choloepus didactylus (southern two-toed sloth) is the source of this 5101-nucleotide messenger RNA. RefSeq names its product TM2 domain containing 2 (gene TM2D2). The record is from RefSeq and is a predicted model, not a curated record. Lineage: Eukaryota; Metazoa; Chordata; Mammalia; Pilosa; Megalonychidae. The transcript has 4 exons. Bases 112 to 756 code for a protein of 214 amino acids.
AGCGCCCAGGAGCGGGGUUGCGCAGAGAGGCCUGAGCAGGGAGGGCCUGGGUCGGCAGUGCCGGCUUCGGUUUCUGGUGGAGGCUGGGUCUCUGCCACUGAACCCGGGAAGAUGGUGCUGGGUGGUUGCCCGGUGAGUUACUUACUUCUGUGCGGCCAGGCGGCUUUACUACUGGGGAAUCUCCUUCUGCUGCAUUGUGUCUCUCGGAGCCACUCACACAAUGCUACCGCUGAGCCCGAGCUCACAUCCGCUGGCGCCGCCCACCCGGAGGGCUCCGCCGGCGCUCCGAGCUGGGAAUAUGGCGACCCCCACUCUCCAGUCAUCCUUUGCUCAUACCUACCUGAUGAAUUUAUAGAAUGUGAAGACCCAGUGGAUCAUGUUGGAAAUGCAACCGCAUCCCAGGAACUUGGUUAUGGUUGUCUCAAGUUUGGUGGCCAGGCCUACAAUGAUGUGGAACACACUUCAGUCCAAUGCCGGGCCCUGGAUGGAAUUGAGUGUGCCAGUCCUAGGAUCUUCCUACGAGAAAAUAAACCUUGUAUAAAGUAUACCGGACACUACUUCAUAACCACUUUACUCUACUCUUUCUUCCUGGGAUGUUUUGGAGUGGAUCGUUUCUGCCUGGGACACACUGGCACAGCAGUAGGGAAGCUGUUGACACUUGGAGGACUUGGAAUUUGGUGGUUCGUUGACCUUAUUUUGCUCAUUACUGGUGGACUGAUGCCAAGUGAUGGUAGCAACUGGUGCACUGUUUACUAAAAAGAGACGCUGUUAUGGCUCAAGGAGGCAAGUGAAUGCACCAUCUUCUGAAUUCAUCUCAACAGGCUCAAGACUCUUCUUUGAUAUCAGACCUGAUCGUUAAUUUCCUUCUUUGGAGGGAAUGGGUUUGGUUAGGAAAGCUUCUUUGGACUUUGGAUUCUCAAACCAAAUUGUACCUUGCAGGUUAGAAAUGAGAAGCAGUGUUGUAAGAAGCAAGUUUCUACUUUCCUCAUAUACAAAAUAUAAAGGAUAGUCACUAACUUAGAAGCUGAGAAGAAAUCUCCCUACUCAUUAUUUUACAUUGCUGUAUCUUCAGCCCUUUGGAGCUAGUGGACCCAACAGGAUGAGCAAAGUACAUGUUUUUUGUGAUCCUGAGUCUUCAUGCAGAGGAAAUAUGAAGCUGAGCCAGUGACAGUCUUCAGCAAAAGUAGAAAUGGCCAUGGAUUUUAAUACUCACUGAAAUUCUUUCUGAAUUUACAUUGCAGAAUAAAUGUUGCCAACCUGGAAAGCUGUAUGGGUAUUUUCGGUAGGUAAAGUGAAACUCAAAAUUAAAUUUGUCUUGCUGAAAAGUAGGCAGUUGAAACAAACUACCCUAGUAUUAAACCUUUUUUUGUUGUCAUUAUUGGGCAUCAGAGGCAGUAUAUGCAGUAUGAAAAUUUGUACAUUCCAAUUAUGUUUUGAAAAGCAACAGUAUCAAACAUAUGCCUGAACUGAGCUAUUCCUCUUGGCAGAAUUUUCCUCUCUAAAAAUUAGAAUUUACCACUUUAUAAAGCCCAUGUUAUAGGCUGAUUAAAAAGAUUUCUUACGAGUAACUGUAAAACGAAUCUUGCCAAUAAAGAAAGAGUUCCAGGGGCCUACACUGGGGUUGAAUACUAGGGUAGAGUUAGUACCUGAGCACAUUCUCAGAGAAUAGGUGUGGUACCAAAAACUCUUACUGUGGGCUAUAGCAGUUAGUAAUAGAGAAAGAGAUAUUAGCCAAGCAUUUGCAUUCCCAAAUUGCUGUGAAUAAAAAGAAAUGUUCCAAAUUAUAAGUGGUUUUGAAAACUAGGUUUCCGUUCUUUGCAGUCUAAGUUGAAAAGAACUGUUAAACAUAAAAUAAAAGGUGGACUUUGUGGACAAGUCAAACUAUUUGGGAUUACUUAAAAUUUUGAGAAACAAUCAAGGUAGAACUGCUCAACGACGUUUAAGUCUCAUAAUAAUUGGCUUCAAGAACAAGAAUCACAGUUUAAAUCAUUUCUCUGCAUAUAGCUCUAUUUGUGGCAGCUUUCCUAAAAAUUUCAGCUUUCUUAUCCCUCAUUAAUGUGAUCUCAGUUAUUGUCUUAUUAAAUGGUAGCAAUUAUGUAAAAAAUUAAAAAUUCUGCACCAUAUUGGCCUUAACCUUGUUUAUAACAAUAAUAAUUGGUAGACUCCUAUUCAUAAUAUAUAUACUCUUAAAGCAAUAUUUUUUAAAUUGUGGCAGCUUUCAAAGAACUUGGACCCUCUCUCCAGAAAAUUCACAUAUACAUAAAAUUUUACGUAGAAUUUAAGAGGGGUCGAGGAUGCCAUAUUAAAACAUAAAUCUCCCUCUCAGGGAAGUCUGAAAAACAAAAUAAGAUGUUACUUCCUGCCUCAUCACACUUUUUUUGUUGUUUUUGUUGUUUUUGUUGUUGUUGUACUCUUCCAAAAGGUAUUCACAACCCCCACCAAAGCUGUUUUCUUAAAAAAAAAAAAAAAGGUACUAGCAGAUUUGAGACUUGAAAUCAUUAAUGUUGCCAGCAGGAAGAGCUCAAGAAAAAGGCUAAAAUUCUGUUGGUUAAGGAAGACACUGUUUUAUAGAAGAUAUUUUCACAGUCAGAAAAGUUGUGAGUUGUUUCCAUUGCUGGAGUGAUAAAUGAGAAUCAUUAGUAAUAUCCUCUGUGACAAUCCACAAUUGUCCAUUUCAGUUCAAAUUCUAAAAGAUGCCCAUCCCAUCCGCUAUAGCCACAAACUUUGGCCAAAGGUGAUAAAACCUGAAAAACUGAUUUGAGUAAAUGUGCAUUCUUAAAAAUUUUAUUUCCUUUGCACUGUAUAUUCAGGUUAUUUCUUAGCGUUUGCUAAGUAGAUCCUGUUUGUGUGUGUGUGUUAUAUCCAGUUUAUGGCUAUAGAGGAAUUUUUAAAUACUAGUGUCCGUCUGCCCAGAUUAAAUUAGAACCUACCUGUUUUUCAGCUGUUUCCUAUCUUUAAAUAAAAUUUUAAUCAGCUCCCAAACUUCCUCGACACCAUGUCCUUCUUCCACUUUGCUUAAUGAGGCUUUUUAGCAGCAGCCUAGCACCCCCAACUUAAUGAUCCCUGACCAUGUGGGUGUUUUCUAAAGCAUUCAUUUUUCUUUAUAAGAUAUCCUGAAACACCUUGCCAUCUUUGGCACAUCUUCAAUAAAAACCAGGUAGCAUAGCUUUGGUUUUGUAAGUUAGUCUCUCUUUAAAGCAUGAUGCUUAAUUGAUUAUUUCAGGUGUGACUGUCAGGAUCAAAGUUUGUCUUCCCCGACGAACCAUGAUGGAAAGGGAAUCAUUGUCCUUAACAGCUUCAGUAACAUCAGUUGUGGUGGUAACAGGUUGCCCAUUUAUGCUGACAAUCACAUCAUGGUCUCUCAACCCAGAGCUGGGAAGAAAAAUAAAAAGGGCCAUCAAACUAGAAGAGUUUUACUUAUUUUCAUCCAGAAUUUUAUGUCUAUCUCAUGGCGCUACUAUUUUGCUGGUGUUAAAUAUACAAACCAGGGAACCAGAGAUAACACUCAAUCCUUCCAAAUACGAAGACUGUUCUAAAAUAUGCUGUGAAAUCACCCGGAAGACAACAAUCCUAUUUACCUUAGUAAAAUUAACAUCCUACCAGAAUAUGUAAGUUCACUCCUCCCAUUGAAUUUUAAUCUGUUAAUCUCAGACAUCAAUGCACCUCAAGUGCACUCUGAGUCUUACCAGCAAAACUGAAAAGUCCAAGCAAUAUGUUUUGAAAGCAAAAGAAGGUGAAGGGAAGUUUGCAAAGUAAAGAGCAGAAAAAGCCGUUUAAACACGAACAGCUCAGGAGGAUGACUUGGGACAGUGGACCCAAAGAAACAACUUGAUUCAUGGUAAUUCUGUGACUGGGAAAAGAACAAGAAAGAAAUCUGCAUAUUAUUACUGAACACCUGCUGUGCACCAAAUAUGAGGAACUGCGGCUCAGUCAGGACAAAUGACCCACCCCGGCUCACACAGCUUGGAAGGGACCAAAGAAGGAUAUGACCAUUUUUUUUCUGAUUUGAAAACUUGGCAAGAUAAUGCCAAGGCUAAGAGCCAGUCCCUGCUCUGCGACUUACGUGUAACUCUACAAGUUAAUCAACCUCUCUGUACCCCACAGCUGCUUCUUCAGGAAAAUAAUACCUGUAUCGUAAGACUGUUGGGAACUCAAACAAGUAAUAUAAAACACUUAAAAUGGUACCUGAUCUAUAGUGUUUAAUAAGUGUGGGCUAUUAUUACUAUAAUUAUUAUCACCAUUAGUAGAUUUAAGUGGGGAUAAGUAGUACAAGCCAGAAAGAAAGGAUUUCAUAAUAAUUCUUACAUUUUCAGGUGCAUAAAAAUCACCUGGGAAUCUGUUAAAAAAUACAGAUUCUGAUGCAGUGGCUUUGGGGGCCUGUGAUUUCCUGCCUUUCUAACCCACUCCAAAUGAUGCUGCUGAUACUGCUGAUUUACUGACCAUGUUUUGAGCAGCAAGAACUUAGCUGGAAGAAAUAAUUUGGCCUUGAUCCAGAAGUUAAAAAUAAGGAAAGGGGGGAGGUCAGGGCAGGAACCAAGAAAGUUGAGAAAAGCCUGUGACAAGCCCAAUUUAGUAACAUGAGACCUGUCACUUAGAUUUUCUCAACGGUCAGUACCAUAUAUUUCUUUUCUCCUGGUAAAAGAGUUGACACAAUCAAAACAGAUUAAUGAGCUCUUGAAAACAAGCAAAAACUAAGAGCAAGGGUUACUGAAGAAGUACAAGAAGAAAGAGACCCAGGAGAAUUGUAUUUUGUAAUACAGGCUACCUCUUCUUGGUAAUUAGUAUAACUGUUUCAAAACAGUAAAAUCAGCAGAAGAACCUUCUUUGGGGGCUACUCUGACCUUUGGUUUACUACACAAGCCUUAGUUCUGGCCUUUGAUGCUGUCACCAGAUUUUAAAGAAAAAAGUGUUAUAAAAUAUCUAAAAUAUGUAUUAAAACUUAUUACUAUAAAAACAAUGGAUCCUUUCCUUUCCCUCUGGAUUCUUCAGAUUCUUAAUAAGUAAGGUAUUAAAAAGUAGAUUUGGAAUUCCUAGCAAAAUUAAUUUAAACAUGUUAUUAACUAUAUCAUGGGGGCUAUAGAAAAUCAUCCCCUCAAAAAAA